CUGCAGCCACCGAGAAGCACAGGAAGAGAAAAACGCAGUACAGGUCACUCCGAGAACACAGGUAAAUCAGCCUGUUUACUGACGCCCACAUUCGCUCUCCCAGCAACAGCCUCCAUCACCCCAGUGAAGUUCGUUCCAGUCAGUGGCAGCAGAGAACUGGAAGGAAAGACGACCAAAGAAGGAAGGCUUUGGGAGUGACCAGUGAGAUAUACCUGCUGGAGCGUGUGCUACGAGCAGAAUAAUUCAUCAAGAAUGGGUUGCUUCGGAUUUCUCAAAGUCAUGAUGUUUGCUUUUAAUGGCAUCAUCUUUUUGGCGGGCGCUGCCAUCCUGGGCGUAGGGAUCUGGGUGAAGGUGGACAGCGGCUCGAUCCUGGGGCUCCUCAAGGGGAUAAAAGAUGUUCCAGCGGAGAUGAACCAGAUCCUAAACGUGGGUUACCUGUUGAUUGCUGUGGGGGCAGUGCUGCUGAUCAUAGGUUUCCUGGGUUGCUGUGGCGCCAUGAAGGAGAGCAGGUGUAUGCUGCUCCUGUUCUUUGUGAUUGUGUUGGUGGUGUUCAUUGCAGAGGUGGCUGGAGCAGUGGUUAUCCUGGUGUUUAAACCCUUGGCAGGUGAGUUGAUUGAGAAACUGGGCACCAAAGUGGUUCAGAACAUUAAGAAGGACUAUGGAGAAAAUGUAGACGUCACUGCUCUCUGGAAUGCUACUAUGGAUACGCUAAAGUGCUGUGGAUUCUACAACUAUACAGACUUCACUGGCUCUCCAUUUGAAAUACGCACCCAUCUCUAUCCUCAACAGUGCUGCCACGGUGCUGUUUUCAGCUCCUGUAAUGAUACAAGUGCUACGAUCACUGGCUGCUUCCCAAAGUUUAAGCAACUGAUUGAUGAAAACACUAUUGGCAUUGUGGCAGUGGCAUUGGGAAUCGCUGCCCUUGAGAUAUUGGCGAUGGUUGUCUCCAUGACAUUGUACUGCAUAAUAGGCUCAAAGAGUGACUGAAAACCAGUGGAGGAGGGAGGGCCGUAGAGUCAUCUGCCUGGAUGGCAUCUCUGGACACUCCUUAGGACAACUACCAGGGUGGAUGCAUAACAAUCUCUGAAACAACCAAGGCUGAAGAGAAAUCUAAGGAAGCUUUGUGAUAAGGAGAGGCGCCCCACCACUGAGCCAGUUUAAAUUAAAUCAUGUACAAGAUUAUUGGAUAUGGGAAAUGUCUAUUUGUACUGAAGUCUUUUAUUGUAUUGUAGAAAUAUUUCACCUAAAAAUGAUGCUGUCUUACAUUUAGAUUGAAGCAAUACAUUGCGUCCUAACUCCAUUCCACUCUGCACAGUAUCAUCACGAUUCAUAUUAUAAUAACAUUAUCAAUUCACUGUCAGGACAUAUGUGCCACUUUUUAUAAUUGUAAUAAUUGAUUUUCUACAGAUGCUACAUGCUCUGGAGAAUUAAUAAAAAGGUUGCAACUUGCAACGCUCUGAAAAUAAGUU
This is a messenger RNA of Oncorhynchus mykiss (rainbow trout), 1469 nucleotides long. Its product is annotated as tetraspanin-1. The record is from RefSeq and is a predicted model, not a curated record. Lineage: Eukaryota; Metazoa; Chordata; Actinopteri; Salmoniformes; Salmonidae. Gene Ontology annotation, cellular component: plasma membrane.